Molecule: messenger RNA, 2739 nt
Organism: Formica exsecta
Lineage: Eukaryota; Metazoa; Arthropoda; Insecta; Hymenoptera; Formicidae
Gene: Lop2
Product: rhodopsin-like
Exons: 13
Coding region: 141-1928 (595 amino acids)
Biological process (GO): G protein-coupled receptor signaling pathway; visual perception; phototransduction
Cellular component (GO): membrane
Molecular function (GO): G protein-coupled receptor activity
Source: RefSeq, a predicted model, not a curated record
CGUCAAAUGUACUUUUUAACAUGGCGGCGUAAAAGUGCCGCCCGUCUUGAAAGCAAUUCGAGAAUUGUCAUAAAUACUCAUUUUAAUUGAUAUUUGUUUUGAUCUAAGUUUUUAAUUAGUGAGAAACACGUAAGAGAAAAAUGCUAUUAACAUUGAAGCCAGAUCACAAGAAACAUGUAUUGUUUCUUACCGAACAAUCGCCGCCAGUAUUGCAGGACUUUUGCAAAUUAGCUCUAGAUUAUUUACAAAAGGGACCGAAUGUUAAGGUGUACAAGGCUGCCGCUCAGAAGUUAAAUGUCGAAUUGAACGCAAUCAAGAAUUCAGUGGAAGGUUUAGUCAAUCUCUUGCUAGAAAGCUGCAAACACAAGUUAAACCCGGAGGAUUUUCGGGAUUCUGUGAUCGCUUUAGGUUUCACGGAGGAGAAGGAGGCAAUACUUAGUAAAUUAUACAGCGUUAAAAAAGAUAAGAUCUUGAAUGCCUUAGAAAAGAUUGGAUUUAAAUUGCCCGAAUAUUAUGACAUGGAAUGGAGAUUUGAAGUGCAGACUGCAUCAAGAUCUCUCUUGAAACAAGUUGCGCCACUCAUCACUCUAGAUUUAUCACUGAAAAAUCCCGACAAUUCGGACGAGAUUGAACACGUUUUGCUACAAACAGAUCCUAUUAAUUUGCUUCAUAUAACUCAAGAAUUAGAGGAAGCGCUACAAGAAAGUCGUAGUUUACAUAUCCGGAGGGUUUCAAGGGCAAAAAUGCAGUCCCUCAUUACAGUAGGUGCCAAAAAUCAAACUUCGAUUAUUUUACCUGAAUUUUCCAUUACAUUUACUGAUGUGUUAACAACGACACACGGACCCCACGCGAUGCGACAAAUCAUUGGUUUCAACAAUCACACUGUUGUGGAUAAAGUACCUCAGGACAUGCUGCAUUUGGUCGAUCCGCAUUGGCACCAAUUUCCACCAAUGGAUCCAAUAUGGCACAAGAUUCUGGGCCUGGUGAUGAUUGUACUAGGACUUAUGGGAUGGAUUGGAAAUGGUGUUGUAGUGUACGUGUUUCUGAUGACACCCUCUCUAAGAACGCCGAGCAAUUUUCUAGUGGUAAAUCUGGCUUUCUCCGAUUUCAUCAUGAUGAUAAUUAUGUCGCCUCCUAUGGUAGUCAACUGCUACUAUGAAACCUGGGUAUUAGGACCACUAAUGUGCGACAUAUAUGCUAUGGUUGGUUCUUUAUGCGGAUGUGCCUCGAUAUGGACUAUGACUGCUAUUGCUCUUGAUCGAUAUAAUGUUAUAGUGAAGGGUGUGGCAGGAAAACCGCUCACUAUAAAGAAAGUGAUACUUGAAAUUUUGUUUAUUUGGCUCUUUGCUGCAUUAUGGACAAUUAUGCCAAUGUUGGGAUGGAACAGAUAUGUACCAGAAGGCAACAUGACUGCCUGCGGUACCGAUUACCUUACCAAAGAUUGGAGCUCUAAGUCAUAUAUUCUGGUAUAUUCGAUAUUUGUAUAUUACACGCCGCUCGUUACUAUAAUUUACAGCUAUUACUUUAUCGUUUCGGCGGUAGCUGCUCAUGAAAAGUCCAUGAGGGCACAGGCAAAGAAAAUGAAUGUUCAAUCUUUGAGAUCUGGGGAUAAUCAAAAUGUCAGUGCAGAAGCAAAGUUGGCAAAAGUGGCUCUGAUGACCAUUUCUUUGUGGUUUUUGGCAUGGACACCGUAUCUGGUUAUUAAUUACACAGGUAUUUUUGAUGGUGCUAGUAUUAGUCCUCUUUGCACCAUUUGGGGAUCUCUCUUUGCAAAGGCGAACGCUAUAUAUAAUCCGAUUGUUUAUGGAAUUAGUCAUCCAAAGUAUAGAGCAGCAUUAAAGGAAAAAUUACCAUUCUGCGUAUGUGGCUCGACUGAGGAUCCAUCUGCGAAAGUCGCGGAAACAGUAUCUACAACGACAACAGCGUAGUUUCGUGCGAUGAACUGUAUCUCUAAUUCUAAAUAUUAUGAUAUAAUAUAGAGUUAUAGAGGAUAUUUUUCUCGGACAAGUCGACGUAUCAAUAAUAUUAAAUACAUUGUGUGAUAAAUGUUUCUAAGAGAAAUGAAGAAAAUUUGUAAUUUGUAAAGCCUCAAUAUAGCUGUUAUAAUUACCUGAUUAUGCAAAAGCUUAUACGGAAUUUCGAGUGGAUUCUGUUAUACUUUAUGAUAUAUUGUACACAAGAUGAAUUUUCAUUUUGAAUUUCUCUUUAUUUUUUUCCUUUUUACAAGAAUAAGAGUGAUAGGAGAUACUUAUUGCCCACUAUACUAGUGCAAACGAAUGUCAUUCAAUAAAUUAUUUGGCAUGUAAUGAGCUGAGAAGAUUCUUUAUUGUGAUCUUAAGACAAUAAAAAAUACUGAAUGUUAAACAAAAAUAAGUAUCAUAGGAUUUGUGUUCAGGAUUUUCAAAAUUUUUGAAAUGUUUAAUUAAAAUUGUCAUAUAUAUAUGAUUGCCCCUGCAGAAUUUAUUCUAUAAAAUUAAUUACAGUUACGAUAUAUAUCUCAUGGCGAUAUAACAUUUUUAGCGAUACAGCCGAUAUGUUCGCUAAUUCCAAAAUGACUAUGUAUUUCAUUUUUUGCAUUGAAGAGAUGACAAAACUUACAAAUUUCGCUAUGAGACAUAAGAAAUUCGCAUCAUGGUGUAGCCGAACCGUAUAAUAUAUCAUAGACUCUAACAGUUUGGCUUAUUUAGCCCUCGAUUUUCCUGAUGUUCAUUUUUUUUUUUUUUUUUUUUUUUUUUUUUU